ACAAAAAAAACUCUUUGUCGUUUUGAGGCAAGCAAAACGGCAGGACUAAGAAGAACCUGAGAGAGAGGAGGAGGACGACUCUGUCGGCAAUUGUUCCUGGGGCCGGUACCGCCGAAGCCUGAAGAGCGGUGAAUUAGUGACUGAUUUGACUUGUGAUUUUGAUUGGUCUAAUCGUACGGAAUCAUGGGAGAGAUCGUAGCAGAGAGCGAGCCGAAUGUCAGCGACACUGGAAGAAAUGGAGAGGAACCGCACAUGAUGAUGAAGAAGAAGAACGACCAAAAUCAUACGGUGGAAAUCGUUCUCCGAACCGUAGGCCCCGCUCGCCCCUCUCGCCUCCGCGUCUCCUCUCCCAUCAAAGUGUGUGAUUUGAGACAGCUGAUUGCCGAGGAUUGUAAUCUACCGAUUGAGAAUUUGAGGCUUAUUUUGCAAGGGAAUGUGUUGCAAGACAAUAGCGGAAAUGGGGAGAAUGUCUUCUUGAAACUCAAGGAUGGUGAUUCCUUGAUUGUUGCUGUUAAACCUAAGCCACCAGUUAAACAUCUUCGCAAUGAAUUUGAUGAUGACGACGAGGAAGAAGACCUGAAGUUUCAGCUCCCACAAUCCUCAAGCCGGUGGAAAAGGAGGCUUUACUCAUUUCUACAUGAUAAGUUGAAGCUUCCUGAUAUCCUUUUGAUGGCAAUUUUCUCUCUCAGUCUAAAGGCAUGGGCUGUUAUUGUCUUGUGGUUUAUCUUGGCACCUGUUGCCCAUAGAUUGGAUCUUGGACCUCUAUUUAUACUUGGAACAGGCUUUGUUAUCAUCAUCUUGAAUCUUGGACAGAGGCAACCGGGUGACUUAAGUGCAUAUUCUAUCUUUAAUGAAGAAUUCAGAGAGCUUCCUGGGACACUUAAUGCCGAUCGUCUUGAUAGAGACAUACGAACAGGUCAAUUUUGAACCUUUCAAACAUCACAUAUGAUCAUCCAAAUGUAAUAAGGUCAUGUUGUAGUAAUAUGAAUCAAUGAAACUGCACAGAAGUUUUGACUUUAAACUAACAAAUUUGCAAAUUUGAAUAUAUUGUAAAGUUUUCGCUUCCUUUUUUUGU
This is a messenger RNA of Corylus avellana, 1075 nucleotides long. Its product is annotated as ubiquitin family protein. Gene Ontology annotation, molecular function: protein binding. NCBI's taxonomy places the organism in Eukaryota, Viridiplantae, Streptophyta, Magnoliopsida, Fagales, Betulaceae. The record is from RefSeq and is a predicted model, not a curated record.